Kalmanozyma brasiliensis GHG001 is the source of this 201-nucleotide messenger RNA. RefSeq lists its product as uncharacterized. The transcript is spliced from 3 exons. NCBI's taxonomy places the organism in Eukaryota, Fungi, Basidiomycota, Ustilaginomycetes, Ustilaginales. Gene Ontology annotation, cellular component: mitochondrion. Gene Ontology annotation, biological process: mitochondrial respiratory chain complex I assembly. Bases 1 to 201 code for a protein of 66 amino acids. The record is from RefSeq and is a predicted model, not a curated record.
AUGAGACCCGGUGCGAUCAGGCAGAGGGAUGUGGCCCCCGUGCAAACCUUUGCCAAGGCGGCCGCAAAGUGCUCCAACGAGGCCCGUACGUACGGCGCAUGCGUCACCGCCAACUACGAAAACAUUGAGCGCAACAUGUGCCAAAAGGAGUUUCUCGCUUUCAAGGCCUGCGUACAGCAAAAGCUCGGUCGCAAAUGGUGA